Molecule: messenger RNA, 6450 nt
Organism: Porites lobata
Lineage: Eukaryota; Metazoa; Cnidaria; Anthozoa; Scleractinia; Poritidae
Source: the annotation of a GenBank genome assembly
AUGGCUGACCAUUUUGAUGAAAAAAGCGGAGUUGUUCCUUCAAAAACACCUUGGGGAAAUUGGGCACAGACGAUUGAUGAAGUAUUUAUAGAAGUCAAUGUACCGAAAGGGACUAAAGGGCGGGAAAUCACAUGUGUUAUCAAGCCAAAGAGUAUAAAAUUUACCUUGAGAGGACAGGAGCUUUUUCAGGUGCAUUGACGACUGUGCCUGUCGUUGAAAUUAUACAGUUAAGUUAGGCUAAAGCUUAAUUUAAGCAAUUUUGUCUUUUCUUUAAGAUUAUUAAACCAAACCCGUUUCCCUCCUUCUUUUUCUUGCAGGGUGACCUUUUCGGGACUGUUUUGGCCGAUGAGAGUACAUGGGUAUUAGGUAUGGGAUCCAAACUUUUAAUUUAUUAGCGGGUGAAACUUGCUUGCUUGCUUGCUAUUGCACUAGGUAACAUCCAUUCUGAGGUCAAAUCAGUAUUUAAGAUUAAUGACCAAGUUUGAUUCAGGACUUUCUUUUGAACGGCCCCGUGUAAUAGAUUGAGAGGUCAGAGGUGUGACAUUACAGGUACGUAAUCAUGGUAGCAAAAUUUCAUGAUCAGAUCACAAUAUGCAACAAUGGCCGGGCGAUAAAUUAUUUUACGCAACGAUGACGGCGACGGCAACGAGAACGUUAAAAAAAAGCACAUGCACAAGUAUCACGCUUUUUCAAACAGUUCUUAGCUGUUGUUGUAUGACUGCGACAUGAAACUUCCUAAUUUAUGGAGUAAGUAAAUGCAACACAAAAAUGUUCGUUUUCUUUUUCUAAACUUAGAUUCAGUCCUUUCAGAAUCAACCCCAGAAAAGUUUCGCCAACGUUUGACAAUUUAAAUGAAACUGAAUAAGAUUGAUGAAGUUUGAAACAGUAAUACCGUAAAUGCUCGAAUUAGCGCCCGGGGUGCUUAUUUAAUUUUCUAAGGUGAGAGGGGGGUGCUAAUUCGAAGGGGGGCGCUUAUUUGAAGGGGGCGCUUAUUUCGCUUAUUUCGCCUCAAAAUGACACUAUCUUUAUUUCUAUUUAAAACCAAACUGCAACACAAAAAUUCGAAAACCUUAUAGAAAACUACUUUUUGCGAACUCGAAACGUUCUUAGGACUUUUUUAUCAAAAGUGUGUUUUAUUUCUGCAAUAGAACAAUUCUAAUAAAAUUAUGUGUUUGCUAUUGUGAAAUGUUUUGUCCAAAAAGAAAAGCCUGCGGUUAAUGUCCAGUUGUCUUCAACUGCCUUCACUUGGCAGAUGGUUUACGAAAUAGAAUUUGCGUCUGUGAUAAGGGGGCAUCAUGUUUAUAAAACAGAGUGGUCACUAAAGCUUGGAGAAAGGCUGGUGUGUCGGAAAGACGAACGAAAGGAGGCUAAAGAGCAUGAUGAAUAUGCUGUUGGAACAUUCAUUCAAGAGAGUAGCAAGCUGGUUGGACAUGUACCCAUUGAACUUUCCUUCCUCGUAUUUACAUUUCUACGAGCUCAUGAGGAUAAUCAGAUGGUAGUUGAAGCAAUAAAAGGGGGUGGUAGGCCUAAACGACUUUUACCUCAUGCCAAAGUGCUGCUUAUUCCAAUAAAGUUGUUUUUAUCUGAUGGGUAGAUUAUGCUCUGGAAGGUUCCACAUUUAUACUGAGAAAAUGUGAUUUUAGCCGCAUGUUUCACACUGAGAGGUCAUGACAUACAUAUCGAUUGACUGUAGUUAUUGUUUUCUGGUCGGCAGGAUUUGCCCUCUGAUGCAAGCGCAUUUUCUUUGACCUCUUUUGAAGCGUAAAGCUUUUCUAUUACGGCUGAAUAAGGGUUCCAAUUUUCUCCAAAGUGCCUUCUGGAUCUGAAUAAGUAAGCGAUUUUCUUUAAUCCGUGAGUGCAAUGUUUUUCUGCAAUGCUGUAUCACGCUGGGCCCAGCUCAUCAGUUUUCUUUGCAGAAUGUUAAAUUAUCACGAAUAGUGACUUAAAGAUCCAAAAUUAUAAGAGUAAGUUACUGCAGCUUAAACUGAUGCUACAUAACCUUACUAUGGAGAAUUGAAUUGUGACUCAGUAAACUCCAGCUUAGUGUUUUUCUAAAGAUAGUGUGAGUCUUUUGACUGGAGCGCGUAGUUCCUCCCUUGGUAAUAGCUUAUAAUAAUAAUAAUAACGGGGUAAUAGCAGGGGAGGGGGACGCUUAUUACAAAUUUUGAGCCUUAGGAGGGGCGCUAAUUCAAAGCGGGGCGCUUAUUUGAGGCUGGGCGCUAAUUCGAGCAUUUACGGUAAUUCACUUCUUAAUAAUUAAUAAUAAUGAAUUUUUGUUUUGUUGUCAUCCAGUAGUUUUGCUACCAUGGCAAUGCAACGUAUCAACUUCUCCUCUCAAUUGCCAGAACGUCACCAUAAUCUGAUAAUUUUUUUGAAAAGGGCCGAAAAGUUACAAAACUGGCAUGUGCAGUUUGGUUUCACAUAUCAUAGAUAAACAUUUUUGAAAACAGUGGCUUGUCUGUCAUUUCCCAAAAAUCACACAUGCAAAACACAUCCACUUUACAAUCAAUGACAACAAAUCUUCUUCCCUCUCCCCAGGCCAAGGACAAAAACAGCCCUCUCCUUCUUCCUGGCAAUGUUGUUCUUGGUUAAUUGCAGUGAAAUGUUAUAAUAUUAUUUUGAUAGUGUAUUUUAGAACUAACAUUUGUUACAUUUGAUGCUAUACACAGGAUCAAACAUGAUCAUAAGCUCCCGUACACUUCAGAAAGCCACAUGUACUCUACAAUAUUGAAACCAGGGGGGGAGGGGAGGGGAUACUGCGGCAAGAUAUUGCUUAGCUUAGUGCAAAGAAAGGGAUGUGUAACUAGAUAACAAAGGUCUAGAGAUCUGGGAGUAACAAACUUAUGCUUAAGUGAGAUAUUGCUUAGCACAUCCAAAAUCAGAUUUAUCCAGCGAACACUUUUCACUGUUUGGUGAAAGAAACACGUUGUUUUGUUAUGCAAUACAUAUUAUAUGGUCACAAAAGAAAUUGCCAGGAAGGUGGACCUUUUUGCAUUAUAUGUACUUUCAACCAAAAAACCUGGAAAUCAUAGUUGGGAAAAUAUUUUACUGUACAAAUUAUAAAGUGAGACAAGCAUGCAACUACAUAUACCCCAUGCAAUAUGUUUAAGACUGGAAUACAAUAAUAAUAUUGUAUUCCAGUUUUUUUUUUUUAUAUUUUUUCACACCUUGUAACCUUCCUCCUUCUUCCCCCCCCCCCCCCUUCCUUCCAAGGGGCCAAACUUGCAUGAUAUUCAUUACUGAGUUAAAGCAAUUGUGCAGGGGAUCUCACAACAGGCUUGCUCAGUAAUAUUGAAAAUAAUAAUAAUUCCCUGUGGAGGUUUAAAAAUCACCACUUGUCAUUUGGUUAUACUUCUUAUUCUUUCCCGUUUCAGAGGACAAUGAACUUGUGCGAAUUAUUUUAGUGAAAUCUGGACGAGAUGCUGCUAACUGUUGGCACUCACUGUUAUCAAAUCAAUAUUCUGCUGAUCCUUGGAUUUUUAAUGAAAUGGAAAAAAAGUUAACAUUAGAGAGGUUCCAGAAAGAGGUACAUGAGUCUUAACCAUGUAAUUCAUUGAAAUGCCAGUACAUAAUUUUUUAAAUUUAAUAAGUUCUGUUCUUUAUACCAAACUUUGUUUCUGACAAAUUUUCCUCAAAAAUCUAUGCUUUCAUAAUCUGAUAGUAAAAAAAACAUACAUAUAUAUACCAUUAUGUGCUUUAAGAAGGAACAUAAUUUUUUUCUGUCUUUUUGAUUAAUUAACUCUGAAAUUCCACCUUUGAGCUGCAAGUAACAAUAGUUCAUCUACCUGACAAUAUCCAACAAAAAAUUGCCUAUGUGGUCCUAUAAAAUCUUACCUGAGGAGUGGAUACGAUGGUAGAUCCACUCUGGUCAGAUACAAAAGAUUAUCACUUUCAAGUCUAAGAAAAUCUACGUGUACCUCACUAGGUUCAAUCUGGAAUGAUCUGCAUCAAUUCGAUCUGGAACGCCCAGACACCACGCACGAAAAAUUGCAUUUACACAAAUUUACUCGGUGUAAAUAUGGUGCAAAAAAGUGCAAACUAGGGGGAAAUUACAAGCAAAGAUGGUAAAUACCGCAUUUGCUUGCCAGUUUACAUGGGGGUGUAAAUUUUAGGGCAAAUGCGGUAUUUACCAUCUUUGCUCUUUAUUUAACCCUAGUUUGCACUUUUUUGCACCAAAUUUGCACUGAGUAAAUUUGAUGUAAAUCCAAUUUUUCGUGCAGUGCAGGUUUAAACAAGUUCAUAUGAACUCUUUAAAAGUGCUUCGUGGGUAAAAAGGCAAUUUACAAUUUUUUUAUGGGUUACAUGUAAAUUUUUCCUACAAAAGUAGCACAUACACAAGCAAAGUAUGUAAUACAAUUACCAGUUUACACACUUCAGUGAUUUAUCAUGCAAAUUUUGCAUGAUCCAGGGUUCAUACAGGUCAGGGAAUUAAAGAUUUGUUUAAUAGAUAAUUAACUACAGGUGACAAAGCAAGGACUACGUAAGACGAGACGAGAAAUCAAACAGCGCAAAGGGCUCACAUUUUGGUGGACUGAGGCCAGAGUUUGUGUCUGUUGAACUGCUUUAGGCAAAAAAUAUGUUAAAACAACAAAAGUUUUGAAAAUUUUUGAAAGCAACAGCUUAAUCUAAGGUCAUGGAAAACUUGAAAAAGUCAUGGAAAUAGUCAUGAAAAGUCCUGGAAUUUAAAGAGCUCAAAAGAGUACAAAACCUGUGAUCUGUCUCAAAAAGGUCUUAAAAAAACUGUCACACUGCAGUGUAGAUUGAAUUAUUUUGUUUGUUUUUUUAUGAUUCUGACUGAAAUUUGAGUAAUCAAUGCUCUUGUAUGCAUGUCCAACAACUCAAGUGUAUGGAUUGCCUGACGGAAUGACAUAAUUAUAUAGUGACCUGACAUGGUCGGGUAAUAAUAAAAUAGUUUAUGUAUUCUACAGAUUGUCUUUUAAAAACAUAAAUUUAUUUCCAGGCAUGCUCCUUAGGUCCAAUCCCAUUUUUUAUUUUGUUGUCCUGACUUUUUAAAGGGUCAACACACAACCUAUUAAAAUUGUUAUUACUUAAAUUAUAUUCUAGCUUUUACUUUCUUAAGAAAAUAAAUGGAGGCUCUUUCAGUUUUGAAAUACAUAGGAAUUCCAAUUUAUGUUCUAUUAUUUUAGUACAUAUAUCAUGGCUACUUAAUACUAGAAUAAUAAUAAUAUUAUUGCAAAAAACAAUAAAAUAACAUUCAAAAACUCAUUAAUAAUUCAUAAAGAAAAAGCAAAUUUUGUGGUUCCAAAAAUUAUUCAUACCUCCCACACAAAAGGGAUUUUUCCUUAGACCCCACCUCUCUGGAAAUUCCAGUCAAGCUUCAUAAAUUUACUUAAAUGUUUGGGCCUUUAUCUGGUUUAAAAACUUGAGGUGAAGCCGAGAGUUAAAAAAAAAAACUCUCGGCUUCACCUCAAGUUUUUAAACCUGAUAAUACACUCCUGCUCGUUUUUUAAAAAGUACAUGAUGAUAUAUAUCAAUGUGUACACCACAAGAUUAGUAUGAAAUCUUUGUAAUCCUUUUUUCUUGAUGUCAGAACCCUGGCUUUGACUUUAGCAAAGCUGAAAUAUCUGGAAACUAUUCUGGAGGAGGCCCAAAAUUACCAAGCUGACCAAACAUCUCCAAGCUACUAUAAAAUACCAAGUGGUCAAUGAAAACAUAUCCAACCUCUCAAAACAAGAUUCAUGAUAUGAGGCUGACAUGUUAUGCAACCAAAGUAUAGCAAGUAUACAGCUCUGUAAUUGCAGGCAAAAAUUACUUGCAAACCUGAAAGUGCAGACACUAGUGAUGCUGAAGGAACAAGCUAAAGUUACACAGAAGAAAGCUAAGAAUUAGCUUCAGAUAUAAGACAUCAAUAAUAUAAAAACUUCAAAGUAAAAUGAUUUUAUGUAAAUUUAAAGAUGCCACUCAGUACAUGUUGACGAUGUUGUUUUCAUUUCUGGGUUAAGUUUGGUUUUUGUUGUUGUUAAGACUUCUGUUUGUCUGAAGGUGGCUCUGUUGUUAUUAGAGGUGCAUUGAACCAUGACAAACUAUGUGUCAUAACUUUUUUGGUUUUAAUGUGAUAGACUAUUAAACUUUGAGAAGACGUUCAGCUGUCAUUUUGCUAUAAUAUGAAAUAAUCCAAUUUAACUAGUCAAAUCAUGUUAUUAUUGUUUAGGAAAUUAGCAUUUAAGUGGACCCUCAUAUUUGAAGAAAAUGACUUCCAGUAAAAAGUGUUGCCAUUAUUUUUAGCUGAAAUUUCUGGAAUCAGGUUAUAUUGAUAUUAUAUUUUGCACUCGUCAGGUCACAACACUCAUCACAGUCACAACAUGAUCGUCAGGGUCAUUAAACACUCAUCACAGUCAACAACAAUCAUUGGGGUCACAACUCACAACACUCGUCAGGGUUACCUAUGCCAAAUAAGUUAAUAAGUUUCAGAUAAAUUGUUGGAGCAGA